Messenger RNA from Hermetia illucens (black soldier fly), 1826 nucleotides. RefSeq lists its product as uncharacterized. The transcript is spliced from 5 exons. Bases 584 to 1816 code for a protein of 410 amino acids. The record is from RefSeq and is a predicted model, not a curated record. NCBI's taxonomy places the organism in Eukaryota, Metazoa, Arthropoda, Insecta, Diptera, Stratiomyidae.
UUUCAUUUCAAUAUCGUAUACGGAAAGACCAUCUGAGAUACUGCUGUUAUUAUUGUUGACUUUUUCAAUUUUCAUACAUGCAAAACGUUUUCCAGUCCCCAUGUUUCGCGCGUUGCUAUAUUUUUAAGGUGAAAUAAUUGCCCAGAAGUGAUAUUUUAUCGAAGAAGAAGCAAAAACAGUGAUCUGAUCGCAUAAAGAAGUAAAAAAUAAUGCAAACGACCCAAAAACUUUCGCAUAACUAAUUUGCAAAGAGAAGCAAAGUGCAUUGAAAAAUCAGGUGUUGAAAAGUUGUUCACUUUAAGUUGUGUUGUCUUUUUCUUCCUUCACCUAUCUAUAACGUCAGCCUAAUUAAUAUUCAAUCAGUUCUUAAGGACUACCUUCUUUGCAGUGGAAGAUUUAUUCUUUGUACUUUCAAGUGAACAUGACGCAAUGUGAAAUUUUUAGUUCGCCUAUAAUUUGUGUGAAAAUCUAGAACUGAGUAUUGUCAGUGACAAAUUGGUUAAGUGGAUAGUAUUCGUGAAAUUGCAAUUGCAAAGUGAGUGAAACCAAAAAGUUAAGAACGAAAAAUAAAAAUUAAAGCAUAAUGUCGAACAGUAUGUACUACAAAGAAACAUUUCUCAUUGCCAUAACACUUAUCGCCACAACCGCGCUAGCGGAUGAUUAUCAUUCUAAUGAGGAAGUUACAUCGACCAGCAGCCUUGACUUUUUUGAUGUUGAAAAUACUAACGAAUUCUACGAUCCAAGUAAACAAUUGUUGCUGCCAGAUACGUUAAUUAGAGACCAUGUAAUGGCAGACUCCGUCGAAUUGGCCGCAUCCCAAUUCUUAGGAUCUCAAUCGCCCCCCGCUUCUGACAGUUUUAUAUCAAAAAAUAUGCUAACAACAUUGGUGCCGCCGUCUUUUGAUGCUUCUAAGCAGACAAUAUCAACAUUCGAUACGCAACGACCUGUAGCGGACGACGAAGACAUUUUUAAUUAUACAACCACAUCUUCGACAAUGAAUGAGAUCGCCGCAUCGGACCAUUUUCUUUUCACCAAUGUAUCGGCGGAGUCGGAAUUCAUUGAGGAUCAGGACACGAUUCUAACAACAACUCCACGUACGAAGCAAGGAAAGCAAAUAACAAUUUCUAACCUAAAACCACAUGAAGCCCUGCGGAAAUUUGUUCAGGAUUCGUACAUUCGAAGGCCGUUGGCCAUUCUAAUCGACACCGCACACGACAGUCUUGAACGUAUCAAAGAAUUGUGGAUGGACGCCCUUCAACUGAAAGUACCUCUGGAUUGUGUUUUACUUGCAUAUGAUGCAUCAGGUGUUACAGUUACAUAUAACUUCACGAAUACCUGGAUGCUAAUAGCUGGAAUAGAAAGUAUUAAGUCAUCACAAAAUACCCCAGGCAAGACCUUUUUUGGAAUCAUACGAGCAAUUGAAUUAAUCCCGUACGACAGCGCGGUGUUUGUUAGUACCGGGCUCUUGCCAGCCGAUGAGAAUUUGGCACAAUAUGCGGCCAUGGCGUUACUUAAAAAGAGAAUAAGAUUGUAUUUAUCAUGGAUGGGCGACAAACCUCUGACAGAAAACGAAACUCAUCAAGAAGGAGGUGGAACGCUAGGAAGCGUUGCCGUGCGAUCUGGAGGUGAAGUAAUAUUCGCUGAAGAGACGAGAAAUGGAGAGUAUCCAGCAGAUAAUAUGGAUAUAGUGUUCGAUGAGCACACUCAAGGACUUCAGGAUCAGGAGCUCACUAUUACCCCAACCGUGUCUGAUAUUUAUAUCAAAGUGGGUACGGCUCUAAACACGGCUACGUUGGAAACCCCCAACGGCGGUUAGUUGGCCCAAA